AUGACCUCUGAACGAGCUAUCCCGCAUCUGCGCGACAUUUUCGGCCUGAAUCAGCAGUACGAUGGCAAGGCUUACGACGAAAAUGAAGAUAAAACCAAAAAGUGCGUAAAAAAGAAGAAGGACGACUAUCGUACAUACGCUAAUGGCGACGUAAAAACUCUCGAAAGACAUCUCAGCAUGAAAAAGACCAUACGCAAAAAGAUUAUGCGUGAUCUCCAACAGGCAUUCGUAGAAGACCCUAACGAGUUUAAGGUCGAAAAUACGAGUCCGGAGAAAUUGAAGGCAGAACUCAGUGCUGAAGCUGUAAAAAUAGAGAAAAAUGUUCGGAAAAAUGAUCCUACGUUCUUAGAUAUGCUCCGAGGCGAGACGAGGGGGGAGGAGACCAGGGAGGAACAACCUCCAGCGGAAAAGACCAGCUUCUGGCGGCGUCUCACCAUGAAGAACAAAAACAAAAGA
Molecule: messenger RNA, 456 nt
Organism: Brenthis ino (lesser marbled fritillary)
Lineage: Eukaryota; Metazoa; Arthropoda; Insecta; Lepidoptera; Nymphalidae
Source: the annotation of a GenBank genome assembly